AAAUAAAAUAAAAAUUCGAGACUAGCUUUACAAUCACCAAUACAAUUCAUUGGCCUUUUUGUAAGAUUUGAUUGAUUUCAACAAAAAAAAAAAUUCGAAAUUUAUAACUGCGAGUAAUCGACACUGGUUGGCGCCACUGUUGCGAUUGUUAUUGUUUAAAAUAAUAAUUCACAAACAUUCGGCAUGAAUUUCGAAUUUUGAUUUGGAAAACAAAAAAAAUUAGAAAUCAGUAUUGUAUCAACGAAAACAAAAAAAAACAAAUGGCCACUUUAGUAUUACUACAAAAAGAUCUACGUGAAUUUGAUAAUCCAGCAUUAUAUAAUGCAUCACGACGACAAAAACCGAUAAUCAUUGUCCACGUUAUGGAAAAACGUUUAGGUUCAGCAUCAAAAUGGUGGCUAUGUGAAAGUUUACGAUUAUUUCGUCAACAGCUUAAUGAAUCGGCGAUAACAUUACUUCAUCUAUCGGAUUCAGCCAACAUUCAAACAAUGUUUGAAUAUCUGAAUGAUCGUAUUGAAAUUGAAACAAUCUAUUCGAAUGGAUUGGAUUUUGAAUUACCAGAUGAUAUGGCUAAUAUUCAUGAAUCAUUUAUGGCUAAUUUGAUAUUCGAACCACAAGAUAUGACAAAAGAAUUUAAAAUAUUUACACCAUUUUGGAAAUUUAUUCGUGCCAAUUGUUCGCCCGUAAAACCAUUAUCGAAUCCUGAAUGGAAUAGAAAAAAUCAUCAUGUUGAUAUUGAAUUUGAUGAAUAUAAUGAAUUACCAAUGAUGACCGGUGAUACUAAUUGGUGGAAUAAAAUGACACCAUAUUGGAAAAUUGGUGAAAAAGCAGCACAGCAACGAUUUAAAUUGUUUGUGAAAACAAAAUUGUCUGAUUAUGAUUAUAAAAGAGAUUUUUUCUGCGAAGAUGGUACAUCAAAAUUAUCACCACAUUUACGUUUUGGUGAAAUUAGUGUCAGACAAAUGUAUGAUCAAUUGAAUACUAAAAAAUCAAAUGAACGUUACUGUGCAGAACUUGGAUGGCGUGAAUUUGCUUAUCAUGUUUAUAGAAAUCAUCCGGAUUUAACGAAAAUACCACUAAAUCCAAAAUAUCGUAAUUUUUGGCCCGAAUUUAAUGAUGAUCAUUUAAAAGCAUGGAAAACUGGUAAUACUGGCUAUCCGGUUAUUGAUGCUGCUAUGCGUAAUCUUUGGGCCACCGGUUGGAUGCAUAAUCGUCUUCGUAUGUUGGUUGCAUCAUUUUUGGUUAAAAAUCUUUUAAUACCAUGGCAACAUGGUGAAGAAUGGUUCUAUGAUUGUCUUGUUGAUGCUGAUCCAGCUGUUAAUCCAUUCAGUUGGCAAUGGGUUGCCGGCUGUGGUACGGAUAGUGUACCAUAUUUUCGUAUAUUUAAUCCAAUGUUACAGGGUGAAAAAUUUGAUCCACAAGGUAUCUAUGUACGUGAAUGGUUACCAGAACUUGUUGAUUUUCCAACCAAACGAAACAUCCACCAAGAUAUGUUUAAACAACCAAAUCUUCGCCCAAAUAAUUAUCCAGCACCUAUAAUUGAUUUUAAAUCUAGUCGUGAACGUACAUUAUCCACAUUUAAAGCUAUUGUUGCAUCCAAAGUGAUUAAUUUGAAAAAACCACGUUUAGCAUAA
Dermatophagoides farinae (American house dust mite) is the source of this 1634-nucleotide messenger RNA. Its product is annotated as deoxyribodipyrimidine photo-lyase. Gene Ontology annotation, molecular function: DNA binding; FAD binding; deoxyribodipyrimidine photo-lyase activity. NCBI's taxonomy places the organism in Eukaryota, Metazoa, Arthropoda, Arachnida, Sarcoptiformes, Pyroglyphidae. The record is from RefSeq and is a predicted model, not a curated record. Gene Ontology annotation, biological process: response to light stimulus.